GGUGUGCAUCCCUUUUACCGUACAAACUGUUUACGGGCGUCUUUUGGGUUCGUUCUCCUCGCAGCUUAAGCCAGAGGUGUUUAACGUCAUGCUGUUGUUGCUAAGCAGUCGCUUUGUCUACGAGGAAAUCCAUGAGGACGCGGAGUCAGUUACGUUUGAGGUGGCCCAAAGCGGUAGUUGUGUGUACAUCAACAGCGAUAGGAUAACCGCAUUGCAGUUGCUACAGCUUCGACGGUUGAUGUGUGCCAGACUGUGCGUGCUGCAUUUUCUUAUGCAACAUGAGGCGGCACCCAGCGAUAAUGACGCGAUAGCAGAGCAUUUGCUGAGGACGGGGAGUGACUUUGGCAUACCGCCAGGCAUGGAGCAGCAACCACAUCUCCUCUCUUUCAUGAUUACUUCUUCCUUGACGAAGGUGGUUCAACGCAUUGGGGCGACGAUUUCCACGAAUUGCGACCGGAGGGUGUCUGGUGUUCCUGCAAAUUCGCAGCCCUUCUGCAGGGUUACCGAGCGUCCAGCGCACUUUCACCCUACGCGGCAGUCAGCCCUUCUGUUUUCAAGCAACGGUUGUGCGCCGUAUGAGUGCCCAGCAGGUGCAAUGACGCCAGUUUACCGUGAUCCGCAAGCAAACUUAAUUGCAUAG
Trypanosoma cruzi is the source of this 640-nucleotide messenger RNA. Its product is annotated as helicase, putative. The annotation marks the transcript as partial. NCBI's taxonomy places the organism in Eukaryota, Euglenozoa, Kinetoplastea, Trypanosomatida, Trypanosomatidae. The record is from RefSeq and is a predicted model, not a curated record. The transcript has a single exon.